Molecule: messenger RNA, 986 nt
Organism: Leptosomus discolor (cuckoo roller)
Lineage: Eukaryota; Metazoa; Chordata; Aves; Leptosomiformes; Leptosomidae
Source: RefSeq, a predicted model, not a curated record
CUCUACGUCUGUGGCUUCGCCUCCAGCGUCCUUUUUGGGGUGGUUUCCUCCUCUUUAAUCGACCGCUUGGGUCGGAAGAAAUCCUGCGUCCUUUUUUCCUUGACGUACUCGGUCUGUUGCUUGGUGAAGCUUUCCCGGGAUUACCUGGUGCUGGCAGUGGGGAGGGUUUUGGGGGGGUUGUCCACGGCGUUGCUCUUCUCCGCCUUCGAGGCGUGGUACGUCCACGAGCACGUGGAGCGCCACGACUUCCCCCCGGAGUGGAUCGCCGUCACCUUCUCCCGCGCGGCUUUUUGGAACAACGCCCUCGCCGUGGGGGCCGGGGGAGCGGCCGAAUUCUUCGCCGAGGGGUUGGGGUGGGGCCCGGUGGCUCCAUUCAUGGUCUCCAUCCCCCUCCUGGUGCUCUCGGGGAGUUUCGCCGUCAAGAACUGGGAUGAAAACUACGGGAAGAACCGCGCUUUUCCCAAAACCUGCGGCGAGGGGUUGAGGUGCCUCCUCGGCGACCGGCGCGUCCUCCUCCUGGGCACCGUCCAGGCGUUGUUCGAAAGCGUCAUCUACAUCUUCAUCUUCCUCUGGACCCCCGUGCUGGACCCCCACGGUGCUCCCUUGGGCGUCGUCUUCUCCGCCUUCAUGGCCGCCAGCGCGCUGGGCUCCUCGCUCUACCGCCUGGCCGUGGCGGCGCCGUACGGCCUCCAGCCCACCCACCUCCUCUGCCUCGCCAUCCUCUUCCUCUUCUUCUCCCUCUUCAUGCUCACCUUCUCCACCAGCCCCGGCCAGGAGAGCCCCGCCGAGUCCUUCCUCGCCUUCCUCCUCAUCGAGCUCUCCUGCGGGCUCUACUUCCCGGCCAUGGGCUUCCUGCGGCGCAAAGUGGUGCCGGAGAAGCACCGCGCCGGGGUGACCAACUGGUUUCGCCUCCCUUUGCACUUACUGGCCUGCCUGGGUUUACUGGUUCUCCACGGCAGCGACGGGCGGACGGGCACGAGGAGCAU